Diatraea saccharalis (sugarcane borer) is the source of this 2246-nucleotide messenger RNA. The record is from the annotation of a GenBank genome assembly. Lineage: Eukaryota; Metazoa; Arthropoda; Insecta; Lepidoptera; Crambidae.
CGUGUUUCAUAGAACUACUUUUAAACACUUUAGUAUCUAUCAUUCAUAGUAAAUCUGAUUGUUAUGCUUCACGUAAAAUUAAAUUAAAAACAUAAAAGGUGGUCUACCUUCCACAUACUUUUUGUACUUAGCUGACAUGUUCGAUUCUUAAUGUGAAAUGAAAAACGUAAACUCGAAUAAUCGGGAACAUUUAUAAGUAUUUAUAUUACUAUUUUUUAAGGGAUCGAACUACCCUUUCUUGAAUAUCCAGGUUUGCUAAUUAGAUUAUUAAAAAUAAUGCCAUCCGGUUUUCUUGAACGUAUGGUUGGCACAAAAAUAUUGGAAGAUUCAAAAGUGCUUACAACAAGAAAUAUGAAAAUUUUUACUCUCCAUAAGAUUAUUUGAAUAAAUAAUGUUUUCCUUUUAUUUCCCCAAAUAUCAUUAAAACGUCAACAAUUAGAUAGUUUCUAGAUCAUUUAAAUGUCACUGAGCGAAGGUUGUUUAUUAACAAAUGUUACAUACUGGUUGAUAAGUACGAACGCGUCCUGAAUAUUGUAAACAAAUCAACAUCAAGGAUGGUGCAUGAUAAAAAAGAAACGAAAUAAUUUGAUAUUUCAAUAUUUCGUCGAUAAAAAAGAAACGAAAUAAUAUUCAUAUAUUUUGGGGUUAAAUUGAUGUGUUGUAUUUUCUUUCGGAUUUCAAUGUUGUGUUCUUCGUUCUAUAUUUCUGUCAACAUUCUUUACUUUCGUAAAUGUUGUGUCUUGUUUCAGUAAUAACCAUAAUCUAUUUCUUCUUUCACAGCGUUAAUAAUCCAUUUUUACUUGUUGUUCCCCACACAUUAUCCCAAUUUGGAUUCUCAGAAAUAUUUAUAAAACAAAAAAAGAAAAUCUUAAUAAAAUUUUCAUAAUUCAGUUAUAGGAUUAUCUUAGUAUACAAACCUUUCUGUAUCAAAUAGGUGGAUUAUUCAAAAUGUUAAAAGGGGGAAACACAAUUCCUACAACAGUCACCCCUUAUCGAAUUGUUUGUAAACUUACAUAUCUUCAAGUACAACACAAAUCGCUUGCAACUCACGCAUCUCAGAGCAUUGCAUCACAAGGCCCGAAUCACCAAUAGUGCCAUUGUAGCUAACACUUGAAUUUUGAACGUGGAACAUAACUGAUCUAUCACAAUGUUCGUAGACACAGUGAUUUUAAUGACAGUUCUUACUUUUGCGGCUUCAGAAGAAACCAUUCCAGGUAUUCAUAGGGAAAUGAGUGAACAAGUAGAGAGUAAAGGAUACAAAAUUGUAUAUGGCGACGAAGAUUUGACAGUACUUAACGAAGUAGUCAGUGACUUAGAGAAAAAUAAUCCUCUACAAGAGAAGAUGAAUCUACAUGAGGCUAUUAGGCCUUUGCCUGCAGAAGACGUUAAAUGUUUAAUGUCUGUUGAUCGUUAUUGCUCAAGUGAGAUGCGUCAAGUUAAGGGAGUUUUAAUUCAAGCUCUGAAAGAUGACUGCGUUAAAUGUUCAAAUGAUGAAAAGGAGAAUGCCGGUAAAGUAGCUGCUUCUAUGAUGGCUCAUGAUCCUGUCGCAUGGAAACUCUUUCUGACUAGGUACAACGGCUUAUCACGAGUUCAGAAGAUAUUAGGAUAGACCCUAAUGGCAGAAGAAGAAAGAGAUUUUGUAUUUAGAAAUAUUCCCAUGAUUAUAAUAAUUUUGGGUAGAUUUUUAAAUUAAAACGUUUAUAUAGUUGUAACCACGUAUUAUCGAAUUGCCUGUUGUAGGUGCACAUUACACAAUAGGCCACAAAAGGAACCUUUAAAGACAGAAAAUCCAAAACUGAAACUAGUAGGAGAACCAGAAAUUGUAAGUUCUAAAUAUCAAUACGGUAUGUCCGGAAUCAAAGUUAGAGUAAAAAGAUAUGCCGCCGAAAAAAUACCUUAAAAUUUAAGUAGUUUUAUGAUAUAUUUAUAGUAUGUUUAAGUUAAUAAUAAAAAAUAUUAUACUCUUAUCUGGUUUUAUUUGUGGAAUUAUUUUAUUCUGAAAUAGUUACUGGAUAAAUGAAACAAUGUCUUAUGAAAUUUAAACGUCGAUAUCAUUUUGAUCAAGUACAUUCUCAUCAGUUUUUUUAUUUGCUUCUGCAGUUUUUAUACGGGAUUCCUUUUGUUUCCUUGCCAGAUAUUUCUUUUUAUAACUUCCAUCGGAGUUAUACCUGUAAAACACAUAGUCAAAUAAACUAAACGUAAGCACACUUUCCUGUGUUCUGAUGGAAUUUAGAAGUAAAAUACCC